AUGAGUGCCGUUGAGGAUAACACAUGGGUCCGGAAUUUUCUACCGGGCUGGUACGCACCGGAGGAGAAAGUACAAUUUGCGAGGCCGAAUGAGACGAUCAAGAAGGCCUCUCCGCGUUCCCAUGCCAAGCUUUAUCAAAGCCUCAACGGGGCAGAUGAGAUUCGGGUCAUGGAGCUGAAGCCUGGCAAUUGGGACGAUGGGCUUUGUGCUUCUCUCCAUCACUGCUCGAUGGAAAGCGAAAUUGGAUACUGGAAGAAGCGGCCCAUGGAAUAUACGGCAAUAAGCUACGCGUGGGGAGAACCCGGCUGCGACGGGACGAUUGACUGCGAUGGACAUGCUAAAACCAUCACAAAGACGCUAGAAGUGGCACUCAGGCAUUUCCGUCAUCCCCAGGACUCGAUAUUGAUAUGGGUAGAUCAAAUAUGCAUCAACCAGCGCGACGAGGAAGAGAAGACACAACAAGUCUUGCUAAUGGGGAAGAUCUAUGGGCUCGCCAUGAACACGGUAGCGUGGCUUGGGGAAGCCGACAGCAAGACACCUGGAUCGUUUGACAUUUUGAGCGAGAUUGGCGUCCGAUUGCAAUACUCAUACAGAAUCCGCUGCCCUGGAGGUUUGACUGAAGCUCAACUACCCCCCGGCGAUUCUUCCCUCUGGACAGACUUGAUCAGCCUCCUUUGUCGCCCAUGGUUUGGCAGACUAUGGAUCAUCCAGGAAGUCGUCCUUUCUGAGAAUCUGUGGAUAAAAUGUGGCCCACAUGUCCUACACUGGGAUGUCGUUUCUAAUGGAUGUGGGCGACUUGUUGAUGCUGGAAUCAUCGGCUGGUUAGGGAGUCUCAAUGAAGACGGACCCAAAGCAGCGAACACUUGCCAAGCGUUCCGCCAACUCUUGACCCAAAAGACCUUUAACCCAACGUACCUGACGUUUAGGCGCGAGGAUAUAUUCACUCUCUUGAAAACGACUCAGCAUGCUUUAUGUAGUGACCCACGCGACAAAAUCUACGGCAUGCUUGCAAUGGCCAGUGAUGAGGAGAGAAGCUUUAGGGUCGAUUACAGCAGCGGUUAUACCUUCUCAAAGCUCUAUUUAGAUGUGGCAAUAGAUCAGACCAGGCGCAUUCAGAAAUAUGAGCAUUCAAUCCACUCACUCCUGUCAGCGGUCGAAGCUUCACAGCUCGAAGUGACAAUUCCUUCGCCUCUGCCGUCUUGGGUUCCGGAUUGGCGACCAGACCGUCGUCGUUUGUCCCAACCACUUGGUGGAGGCCGCACGUACACAGGAUACAGGUUCUGCGCGUCCGGGGAUAGCGAGACUGAUUUUGAGCUAAAUCCAGCUGACAACAAGCAGCUGCAUGUCCAGGCACAUGAAGUUGACUCGAUGGUCGAUAUUAGCGAUGUUUUCCUCUCCCCGUCUCUAUCUUACCAGGAACCUGCUUCAUCAAAUCGGGACUUGUUAUCUUGUCUCGAUCUAUCAGCCCGGUUGAAGCAGUAUCCCGGCUCAUGUACCGUUUUCGACGCCUUCUGGCUCACGACUGUUGCUGGCGUCGAUGAGGCAGGAGACGCCCCAGCUCCGCACACAUUUGCAGAGGUCUUUAGCGUUCUCAUUGAUGCCACUACUGGAAGAACGCCGUCCUUACCAGGCCAGUCAUACACGAAGCGUCAGCAACUGCCGGAAGGAAGGGGAAGGCUGACGCCAGCCCAUCUCAGCACUAGAAGCAUAGGCACCACGUAUGGCAAUGCCCUCUCGGCUUUUCAAGCUGCAAUGAGCGGUCGGAGGUUUGGUAUUACGGGGAAAGGCUAUAUUGGACUGUUCCCGUGCGCCAGCUCAAGAGGCGAUCGUAUCAUUUUGGUCAGUGGAUGCCCUGUUCCGUAUGUGAUACGGCGAGUCGGGCAGGAUCAGUGGCGAUUUCUUGGUGAAUGCUAUAUCCACGGUAUGAUGAACGGAGAGGCCAUACCUGCGGAUGGCUUUAGUUGGGAAACUAUUAUACUUGUAUGA
This is a messenger RNA of Clonostachys byssicola, 1986 nucleotides long. NCBI's taxonomy places the organism in Eukaryota, Fungi, Ascomycota, Sordariomycetes, Hypocreales, Bionectriaceae. The record is from the annotation of a GenBank genome assembly.